Molecule: messenger RNA, 234 nt
Organism: Pneumocystis jirovecii RU7
Lineage: Eukaryota; Fungi; Ascomycota; Pneumocystomycetes; Pneumocystales; Pneumocystaceae
Product: mRNA splicing protein SMX2
Exons: 4
Coding region: 1-234 (77 amino acids)
Biological process (GO): mRNA splicing, via spliceosome; spliceosomal snRNP assembly
Cellular component (GO): U2-type prespliceosome; U12-type spliceosomal complex; U4 snRNP
Molecular function (GO): RNA binding
Source: RefSeq, a predicted model, not a curated record
AUGUCUAAAAUCUCUACACCAGAGUUAAAGAAGAAGUAUAUGGAUAAGAAAGUUUUUUUGAUGUUAAAUGGUUCACGCAAAGUAAUCGGUGUUCUUAGAGGAUAUGAUGUUUUCUUAAAUAUUGUCUUAGAUGAAGCAUUUGAAGAGAAAGAAGGAGGGGAAAAGUGUGCGAUUGGAACAGUUGUUAUUCGAGGGAACUCAGUAGUAAUGGUUGAAGCAUUAGAGAGAAUCUAA